ACUUGUCAGGGUGAUGGUCGCUGACUCAGAGCGUGACGAAUCCUUCGCAAAUCGAUAGUAUUCGAAUGAUUAAUCAAUCGAUUUUGAGAUUCGAAUCAAGUCAAGUCAAAUCGAAUCGAAUCGAUUCGAAUAGAAUUCAUCCGUGGCAAAGAGACAAAGAUCCAAAGAUGCCCACCCAACUGCCACCACCCAUCGCCCACCCUCAUUUUUCUUUCCUCUCCUCGCUGCAGAGGGUGGUACCACCAGUGCCGUAUGCUAGAGGUGUCUUUACACUUGUGGCUUAGAUAAAUUAUGAUAGCUAUCUAGGUUGUAUUCCCAUAGGUAGCCUUCUGUUUCAGCCUUCUGUUUCAUACUGGGUGAGUAUGGCAUACAUGUAGAUGUACACAGGAACACAGCAUAACUGGAACACUGGUACUCAACCUGAACCCCACAAUCAUAGCAUCAUAGCCUCUGUCAUGAAUACCGGCCUAUAACACCGUAGCUGCCUCAAUAAAGGUCCUGAUAUUCUUGCUAUCAUAGUACAGUUCGUCGCACUCUCCUCCAUUGGCUUGGCUGUGUGCCAUAGGAAACAGGAUUUGGAGUUGGUUUUUGUUUGACCGUCACCACAGCUGCUGUCAGCUCAGCCAUCAUGAGUUGGCACUCGCACCCCCCGGUACUUGCACUAGUAAUUGCGCAUGCUUUCCUGAUCUUCCUGACAAACGUCCAAUCGUUUGGUGUGAGUAGCCAAAGCCAAAGUCCAUCCACCACCAAGUUCCCCUUUUAUAAUAACCAGCACCAACGACGACGACACCUCUUCGCGUCCAAGACUGAAAAUAAUAAUAAUGCAUUGACACAGAUUCUGCACGAUCACCACUUGGAUGAGAGACUCCACGUCUUGUCGGCACACGAUCUUCCCGUCCUGGCCGAAGUCUACCGAAACAAGAAAAUGGAACUCUGUGCAAUCACGGCUCUCCAACUCAAUCCAAAGGGACAGCCCACGUUGCAAGUCCAUCCAGUAUCUCAACAAAAAUCCCAAUCCCAAUCAGACGACCACCUCCCUACUACUAGCCCUUCUUCUAUGGUGGUAGAUAUGGGACAGAUCACCACUCUUUGGACGAACCAACCAUCACCACAAGAUUAUCCUUCCUUCUCGACUAAUAUUGACACGCCUGCUACAGAGUUCCCAGUAGGAUUCCAGGAAGCCGCUCUCGAUGAGGUCUACAAGAGUCGUCAUGCCAUUCGACCGUCGACCUCUAGUAUUACCAAAAAACAAAUUGCCAAAUUGGUAUCUCGCAUGGACGAUGAUAAGGACGAACGAAAUCAUGCCGAAUUGGUAUUGCGACAACUUGUCAAGACAAACCAUAGGAUGAUUGACUCGUGGGAAUUGGCACGAGACGUUUUAUACGACAACAACAACCAAAACAAUAAUGAUCCUACUAUUAUUAUUACCCCAGAGCAACAGGCGGUGGCCGCUCAGAUGUUAGCCAUGGAUGCCGAAACGGGAGGACGUUUCAAGCGACAAUCCUGUCUUGUGGUGGAUACUACUACUACUACGACAAUGAUCACCAAGCAGAACGAUCAACAAUCCCAAUCACAGCCUUCUUCUUCGUUGGUGGAAUCCAUUACGUUGAUCAAUGGAGGUUGGUGGGUCGUCGAUUCAGCCAUGCGAGCGGGGUCUGAAGCUCGCAAAUUUGCCAAUCGGGCACAACAACAGCAGCAACAGCAACAACAACAACAAGAUUGGACUUGUGCGGAUGAACGCAUCACACAACGUUUGGAAUGUCUCGCCAUGGGAGAAGCCCUUCAUCAGAAUGCGCCAAUACAACCAGAAGAUAGUAGUGUGGAGCUGGACGUGCGAGAGGCCCUCCAAAGCAUGAACAUGCCCUUGACACCACAAGGAGCCAAGCAGGUUUUGAUUCAAAUGGGGCGAUGGUCGCCAAAAGCUGACACCACCACCACCAUGGGAGAUCAAGCUUGGUCUCCGGCCAUUCUCCAGGCAGCGCGUGACUAUGCCGAUCAGUGCCAAACCAAACAAUCCAUUCUUCCGAAAAAACUGGCGGAUCUUUCCAAAAUGCCCUUUGUCUGUAUCGAUGCCAAGGGAACGAGCUUUCGAGAUGAUGCCAUUGGGGUUCGUCCACGAGCCACCACGGGACGAAAAAUGACGGACGGCAACAAAUGGGAGAUUUUAGUCGCCAUUACCGACGUUUCCGAUAUCUAUCUCGAUGACGACAGUAGUAGUAGUAGUAGUAGUAGUGAGUUGGAUAAUAAUGUCAUACCCCUUGAUGUACGGAAGCGACUGAGAGAAGGAGCCGCCAACCGUGGCGUCAGUCGAUAUGAUCUUCCCUUGGGACCACUCCAUUUGAUGCCACCCGUGGCGUUGGAGGCAUUGGCGUUUGAUACCGUCCACCACAACCAACAAAACAACAACAUCAACAACAACAACAACAACAAUCCACCCGAUGCAAGGAAACAAAACAGAGCCGUGGUUGUUUGGGCGUAUAUUGACCAAAAGACGGGAAAGAUGCUGGAUGCUGGAGUGGAACAAGCCAUCAUUCCGAACCCAGUCGCAUUGUCCUAUGCCAUGGCAUCUGAUCUGCUGGAUGGGAAAUUGGACAAGAGCAAGGAUCCUUCGCUUCACAGAACUUGGCAAGUUUUGGGAGUGGCCGAUAGGAGCAUUUCUGCAUGGAGCAGGCUACGCCGUGAAACGAGUCAGGUAGCACAGAAGCGGGAAGAACGGCUGGCACUCAAAGAAUUCGUCGCAAAACAGCAAACACGAUCUUGGAGUGAUAACGGAAGAGAUGGAUUCCAGCGAACGCGUGGUCACAGGCUCGUGGAUUCCAGCUUGGACCUUUAUAGUUAUGUUGUCAAGGGCCUAGUUCGACGGUCGGGCGCGUACCUGCCUCAACAAGCAGGGAGCGGUCAAGCUCGGGGUGGAAGAGUGGCCACGGCACCACUUCGGCGGUAUGUGGACGGGAUGGCCCAACGACAGAUCCUGGCUGCUCUUUGUGGUUACAAGGAUUCUCUCAUGUCCAAGGCCGAGUGUCGUCGAGUUGGCGAAAAGGCAACAGACUCGUACAACACCAUUUCCAACAUACGCGCCAUCAAAAAGGGCUCGUCCCCUUUGACAUCCAACAAUAAGGCCUUGUCAAAGCAAAAGGCCGCAGUCAGAGACCUCAGCAUUCAUCUCUCCGGAAACAGAGAUAGACGCGUGCGAGCUGUUACUACUGGCAGAGGCAACGAAGUUGUGAUCCCCGUGGUCGGUGGAGGGGCGCUCGCAAAAUGCAAAGGGGUCAACACAAAUUUCAAACCCGGGGAGCACCUCCAAGUUCAAGUGCACAAGAUUGAUGUUGACAGUGGGAAUCUUUCAGUAACUCUUGCGGAGGGAUGAAACUGGAACGCGUCGUAGUUACCGUUGCUCUACCGGUAUGAUGGAGUGAGCGAGCCAGUUUGUUCUCCGUUUUCACAAUUCCCGUUAAAUGAACUGAUUCGAUUCAAUAUCGAGAUUUCCUCCAGAGAGAAUUGAAACAGCUAGCGACAUCGCGCUCCACUCUGUAGGCCUCGGAGACCCUCGCUCCUGAUGGCGACGGAAUUGUUACUCUUUUAAAAAGAGAAGAGAUCUCCCUGGAGCCUUUGUUAUUCGAGUACACGCUAGGCUAGCUAGAAAUCUAACUGAAUGGCUUAGUAAUGAAAUGAGUUAACACGCCG
This is a messenger RNA of Seminavis robusta, 3684 nucleotides long. NCBI's taxonomy places the organism in Eukaryota, Bacillariophyta, Bacillariophyceae, Naviculales, Naviculaceae. The record is from the annotation of a GenBank genome assembly.